This is a messenger RNA of Grus americana (Whooping crane), 2127 nucleotides long. RefSeq names its product hydroxymethylbilane synthase (gene HMBS). Gene Ontology annotation, cellular component: cytoplasm. The coding region runs from base 837 to 1856 and encodes 339 amino acids. Gene Ontology annotation, biological process: heme biosynthetic process. Gene Ontology annotation, molecular function: hydroxymethylbilane synthase activity. The transcript has 13 exons. The record is from RefSeq and is a predicted model, not a curated record. NCBI's taxonomy places the organism in Eukaryota, Metazoa, Chordata, Aves, Gruiformes, Gruidae.
GUUCUCGGCGGUGCGGGAAGCCCGAGGUGUGGCGCCCCGCGGGAGCGAAGGCGUUCGUCCCUCCGCGUCCCGGCAGGCAAGUUCGGGUAAAGGCUCGGCGAGCGCCGGGUCUGGCAGCGCAGCUGCUGCCGGCUCGCCCGUGGGAGAGCCCUGCGGGACGGGGACUUGGCGCGUUCCGGCUCUUUUCUUGGGACUCGUUCUAGAGUUAAGUUUUGAGAACGCUUUUUUUUUUUUUUUUUUUUCUUUGGAGCCUAGGUGCGGCGGUCAGGUCUAAAUAGCGCUGCCCUUGAGCGCUUAACGAGGGUGAGCCCACCCGGGAUAACGGGGAUCUCUCUUGCCGUGGACUUUUUAACUUGCGUGGCCUGUGCAGCCCUUCUUCUAGGGAGGCGGGAAAAAGCCCACAGCCACCCGAAACCCCCCCCCAGCGACUAGCGGCUUCAGCGCACGCAAAGGACGGGCGAGGGCCGUGUUUAGAGAUACAGCGGGUAUCUCUUGCCGGCUGGCUGCAGCAGGGAGGAGCAGAGUCGCAAAGAGAGAUAAACGCCCUUCGGGUCUUUGUUCCGAGAUUAUCUUCUUCGUUCUGGUAGCAGUUCUAGGAAGAAUUCUCUCCUGUGGAGAAGGCGUUUCGCGUAGACGGCAGGGAUGCGUAGCCCUGCAUGCCUGCUACCUCUUUUUUUCUAACCUGAGGCUCUUGUGGCACUUUACAAAGGGAGCUCGUUUUACGUGUAGGGAAACUACAGUCCUGAGGACAAAGUUAAUUGCCCCGGGCUACACAGCUCGUCAGUGGGAGAAGAGCUGAACCUCACCACCGGUUGCUCCAGUCCGCUGCCGCUUGCAUGCGUGGAAUGAUCCUCUCUCUGGCCCGGAUUCAGACCGACAGCGUGGUCAAGAUGCUCUGCGAGCUAUACCCCGACCUCCGCUUUGAGAUUGUUGCCAUGUCAACGACCGGAGACAAGAUCUUGGAUACGGCACUUUCCAAGAUUGGGGAGAAGAGCCUCUUCACCAAAGAGCUGGAAAACGCACUUGAAAGAAAUGAAGUUGACCUCGUGGUUCACUCCUUGAAGGACCUACCAACUUCUCUUCCUCCUGGCUUUACCAUUGGUGCUGUCUGCAAAAGGGAAAACCCACUCGAUGCUGUUGUCUUUCAUCCCAAAAACUGUGGGAAAACGCUGAACCUCCUUCCUGAAAAAAGCGUGAUUGGAACCAGCUCACUUCGGAGAGCAGCCCAGCUCAAAAAGAAGUUCCCUCAGUUAGAAUUCAGGGAUAUUAGAGGGAAUUUAAAUACCCGCUUAAAGAAGCUUGAUGAGAAGGAAGACUUCAGUGCCAUCAUCCUGGCUGCUGCUGGGCUGAAGAGAAUGGGCUGGGAGAAUCGCAUCGGCCAGCUCCUCAGCCCUGAAGAUUGUCUGUACGCUGUCGGACAAGGUGCCUUAGCAGUGGAAGUUCGUGCCAAAGACCAAGAGAUACUGAAUAUGGUAUCUGCCCUGCAUGAUGCAGACACCGUGUUAUGCUGCAUUGCUGAGAGAGCCUUUAUGAAACGUUUGGAGGGUGGAUGUAGCGUCCCUGUCGCUGUCAACACCGUGCUGAAAGAUGGCCAGUUGUAUUUGACAGGCGCGGUCUACAGUUUGGAUGGAUCCGAUAGCCUGAGGGAGACUAUGCAAACCAGCGUUAAUUAUCCCCAACAGAAUGAAGAUGGACCAAACGAUGACGUGCAGCACGUCGGCAUCACGGCCAAGAAUGUCCCUGGUCAGGCCCAGGAAGCCGCAGAGAACCUUGGUGUUGAACUAGCUAGUUUACUUCUGAGCAAGGGAGCUAAGCAUAUCCUUAGCGUGGCGAGGCAGCUCAACGAUGCCCGCUAAACCUGUGGUGUGGUUGGCACGAUUGCUACAACUCUAACAAGUCUUUGCAGCUACGCUAUCAUCUUCCUUUGGAGGAAGGGAUUUAUUUAAGUGUUCAUACCGGUCUUACCUGAUGUUUGGACACAAAAACUUGAAAUACUAAGUUGACUAAUGAGUAGUUUAUGCCGUUCAGGGAUUUCAUCCCUCUGCGUUUCUCUAAAUUAUCUCUGUGAAGUUUUCUCAACAAUUUUUGUAGCUAGGAAGUUUAAAAAAAAAAUAAUAAAAAGAAAUC